Rotaria sp. Silwood2 is the source of this 951-nucleotide messenger RNA. NCBI's taxonomy places the organism in Eukaryota, Metazoa, Rotifera, Eurotatoria, Philodinida, Philodinidae. The record is from the annotation of a GenBank genome assembly.
AUGUAUAAAGAUAUUAAUAAUUAUAUUAAAUCAUGUAUUCUAUGUGCACAAUUUAAUCCUCGUCGACAAAAAAAUCCUGGUACAUUAAGACCUAUUAAACCUCCUGAUGGAGUAUGGCAAUUAGUAUCAAUGGAUUUUCAUGGACCUAUUACUCCAACAACUCAACGUGGAAAUAAAUAUAUUAUAUCUCUUACUGAUGUUUUAUCAAAAUUCGUCGUUACUAAAGCUGUACGUGAUAAUACAGCUCAAACUGCAGUUAGAUUUCUUAAAGAAGAUAUUAUAUCAAAAUUUGGAACACCUCGUUGUAUUCUUACUGACAAUGGAACUCAUUUUACUUCAACAUUAAUUGAUGAAUUAAUUAAACAAAUUGGAGCAACACAUUUAUAUUCAACACCAUAUCAUCCUCAAACUAAUGGUCAAGUUGAAAGAUACAAUUCAACUAUGGAUGCAAAAAUUGCAGCCUUAUCAAAUUUACGAAAAACAGAUUGGGAUGAUCAAUUACCAUUUGUAACAUUUAAUUACAAUGCUUCAAUUCAUUCUUCAACAAAACAAGUACCAUUCGAAAUGAUGUACGGUCGAUCGCCCGUCUUACCAUUCGAUUAUCAAGAUACAAAUGUUAAUAUUUCAUACGAUUCUGAACAUGCGAAAAAGCUUAGUCAAUUUUUAUCAAAAUUAAACGAGCAAGCAAGAAUUAAUAUUAUAAAAAAUCAAGAACGAUAUAAACAACGUUAUGAUAUGAAUCGCUCUGAUCCAACCUACAACAUCGGUGACUUAGUUCUUGUGAAAACAAUCAACAUCCGUUAUAAAUUUGAUGUUCGUUAUGAAGGACCCUUUAGAAUUAUUCAAACAAUUACACCUAAAACAUUUAUUGUUCAACACGUCAAAAAACCGACAUUAUAUCGGCAAGUUACAACGGACGUGUUACUACCAAUAUUUAAACGAAUUUAUUAA